This is a messenger RNA of Spinacia oleracea (spinach), 3433 nucleotides long. RefSeq names its product vacuolar sorting protein 18. Gene Ontology annotation, molecular function: protein-macromolecule adaptor activity. Gene Ontology annotation, cellular component: HOPS complex; endosome. Lineage: Eukaryota; Viridiplantae; Streptophyta; Magnoliopsida; Caryophyllales; Amaranthaceae. The transcript is spliced from 24 exons. Bases 272 to 3235 code for a protein of 987 amino acids. The record is from RefSeq and is a predicted model, not a curated record. Gene Ontology annotation, biological process: organelle fusion; vesicle-mediated transport; intracellular protein transport.
GGAGUAAAAUUUGACCAAAGCAAAAGAAAAAAAAAGCCAAGCAGGUAAACGCUUAAGGCGAUAACUGAUUGACGAAAGCAUUUUCUCCAUGAAGAACAAUUGAUGUCUCCAUGAAACUCAGCCUUUUCUAAGCUAAGCUUGGUCAAGCUGAAUUCAGAUCCAAGGAUAUUCUGGGUUCAGAAACUUCACGAUCUUCAAAUCAUCAAUUUUGAUCUUCUCCGCACUGUUUCCGGCGAGGAACACAUAACGCCUUUUUUCCUUGGAUUCUAAGAUGGACUUAAACAGCAAGGUGUUUACGGUUGAUCUGCUCGAACGUUAUGCUGCCAAGGGACAUGGAGUUGUCACAUGUAUGGCUGCUGGUAAUGAUGUUACCAUGUGGGGAACAAGUAAAGGGUGGAUCAUCAGGCAUGAUUUUGGUCUUGGAGACUCCUACGGUAUUGAUCUCUGUGGUGGUCGAAACGGAGAUCAGUCUAUUCACAGUGUUUUCGUAGACCCUGGUGGUAGCCACUGUAUUGCGACAAUUGUUGGUGAUGGAGGUGCUGAAACAUUCUACAUUCAUGCUAAAUGGAGCAAACCCCGUGUCUUGAGUAAAUUAAAAGGCCUUGCUGUCAAUGCUGUUGCUUGGAACCGACAACACAUUACGGAAGCUUCCACGAAAGAAAUCAUUCUUGGUACUGAUAAUGGCCAGCUUCAUGAGAUGGCUGUGGAUGAGAAGGAUAAAAGAGAGAAAUACAUAACGCUCCUUUAUGAACUCACAGAACUUCCUGAAGCUUUUAUGGGAUUGCAGAUGGAAACAGCUAGCAUUAGCACUGGUACUAGGUACUAUGUGAUGGCAGUAACUCCAAGGCGUCUUUAUUCCUUUACAGGGAUUGGGUCAUUGGAGAGCGUCUUCUUAGGUUACCAAGACCGAGCAGUGCGUUUCAUGGAGCUUCCAGGUGAAAAUCUUAAUAGUGAGCUACAUUUUUUCAUAAAGCAGAAAAGAGCAGUGCAUUUUGCUUGGCUCUCUGGAGCAGGAAUCUACCAUGGUGACCUAAACUUUGGAGCAAGCCAUAGUUCACAGGAUGGCGAUGAAAAUUUUGUGGAGAACAAGGCACUGCUGGGUUAUUCCAAGUUAUUUGACGGUGCUGAAGCAGUUAAACCUAGUUCUCUGGCAAUCUCAGAAUAUCACUUUUUGCUUCUUGUUGGAAAUAAAGUUAAGGUUGUUAAUCGAAUCAGUGAACAAAUUGUUGAGGAGCUUCACUUUGAUCUGACGUCAGAGUCAUCAUCAAAGGGCAUUCUAGGACUUUGUAGCGAUGCUUCUGCUGGUCUGUUUUAUGCAUAUGACCAGAACUCUAUCUUUCAGGUUUCUGUCAAUGAUGAAGGCCGGGAUAUGUGGAAAGUGUACCUGGACAUGAAGGUGUAUGCAGCAGCUUUGGCAAAUUGCCGUGAUGCUUUGCAGAGAGAUCAAGUCUAUUUAGCACAGGCUGAAGCUGCUUUCUCCACCAAGGACUUUCUCAGAGCUGCAUCUUUCUUUGCAAAGAUCAACUAUAUACUCUCGUUUGAAGAAAUCACUUUGAAGUUUAUUAGUGCAAAUGAACAGGAUGCUUUGAGGACGUUUUUGUUGUGGAAACUGGACAGUCUUUCAAAUGAUGAUAAAUGCCAAAUAAUGAUGAUUUCAACUUGGGCAACUGAAUUAUACUUGGAUAAGAUCAAUCGACUUCUAUUGGAAGAUGAUACUUCAGGUGAUCGUAAUUCUGAGCAUUGGUCACUUAUCAAAGAGUUUCGUGCUUUUCUAAGUGAUUCUAAGGAUGUGUUGGAUGAAGCAACCACAUUGAAGUUAUUGGAGAGCUAUGGUAGGGUUGAUGAAUUGGUGUUCUUUGCUAGUUUAAAGGGGCAGUAUGAAAUUGUUAUUCACCAUUAUAUUCAGCAAGGAGAGGCAAAGAAGGCCUUAGAAGUUCUUGAGAAGCCUGGUGUUCCCACUCAUUUGCAGUACAAAUUUGCUCCCGACCUCAUCAUGCUUGAUGCUUAUGAAACUGUUGAAUCAUGGAUGAUGAGAAAGGACCUUAAUCCAAGGAAGUUGAUUCCUGCAAUGAUGCGUUAUUCAAGUGAACCACAUGCAAAGAAUGAGACACAUCAAGUGAUCAGAUACUUGGAGCAUUGUGUUCAUAGUCUAAAUAAUGAGGAUCCUGGGAUUCAUAACCUGCUGCUUUCUUUAUAUGCUAAACAGGAGGACGAUAGUGCUCUUCUGCGCUUUUUGCAAUCCAAGUUUAGCAAAGUCAAGGAAAACAGCCCAGAAUUCUUCUAUGAUCCUAAAUAUGCUUUACGGCUUUGCCUUAAGGAGAAGAGGAUGCGUGCUUGUGUUCAUAUAUAUAGUAUGAUGUCUAUGCACGAAGAAGCUGUUGCUCUUGCGUUGCAGGUUGACCCAGAGCUUGCUAUGGCUGAAGCUGACAAGGUUGAAGAUGAUGAAGAAUUACGGAAGAAACUCUGGCUCAUGAUAGCGAAGCAUGUUGUUGGACAAGAAAAAGGGACUAAGAGGGAGAACAUACGGAAAGCAAUUGCUUUUCUUAAGGAAACAGAUGGCCUCCUGAAAAUUGAGGAUAUCUUACCUUUCUUUCCAGACUUUGCUUUAAUCGAUGAUUUUAGGGAGGCUAUUUGCUCGUCACUCGAGGAUUACAACAAACAAAUUGAACUGCUAAAAGAGGAGAUGAAUGAUGCAACACGUGGAGCAGAUAACAUUAGAAAUGAUAUCGGUGCCCUUGCUCAGAGAUAUGCAAUAAUUGAGCGUGAUGAGGAAUGUGGGGUUUGCAGGCGAAGAAUUUUAAAUACAGCUGCAGAUUUUGGUAUAUCUAGGGGAUGUGCAUCUCUUGGGCCUAUGGCUCCUUUCUAUAUUUUUCCAUGUGGUCAUACCUUUCAUUCACAAUGCUUGAUUGCUCACAUCACAAGGUGUACUGAGCCAUCAAAGGCUGAGCAUAUACUUGAUCUACAAAAGCAAAUGACUUUGGUGAGUGGUGAAUCAAGAAAAGAUUUGGAUGGCGGCCUCACUGUUCAGGAACCUGUUGCCAGCAUGAACGAAGUUGAUAAGAUCCGCUCCCAAUUGGAUGAAGAAAUUGCAAAUGAAUGCCCGUUUUGUGGUGAGUUGAUGAUACAUGAAAUAUCUUUGCCUUUCAUUCAUCCUGAAGAAGAACAAGAGGCCAAAUCUUGGGAGAUAAAACCUCUUCAUCCCAUUAACCAGAAGAGCAUUUCAUUCUCUGCGUAAUCACUGUAUAUGAUGUUUUUGUACGAGUGUUUUUGUAUGUGAAUGUAAGUCUUUUGUUCUUAAAAGUUAUCAAGUAAUUCUUGGUAUUGAGAUUUAUUUUCAUUUUCGAAAUGUUAUAUGGAAUUUUGUAUUCUAUGAGAGCAUAUAUUUGAAUAAUAUGCUUUUGUUAAGUCAAAUUUCAAGAGAGAGUUUUACUUA